This is a messenger RNA of Triticum dicoccoides, 1526 nucleotides long. RefSeq lists its product as uncharacterized. The coding region runs from base 66 to 1112 and encodes 348 amino acids. Gene Ontology annotation, biological process: positive regulation of DNA-templated transcription. Gene Ontology annotation, cellular component: SWI/SNF complex. The transcript is spliced from 2 exons. NCBI's taxonomy places the organism in Eukaryota, Viridiplantae, Streptophyta, Magnoliopsida, Poales, Poaceae. The record is from RefSeq and is a predicted model, not a curated record.
GCAAGAGACACAUCGUUUCCCCCAAAUCUCACCCCCGGAGCUACUCCCGUUCUUUCGCCAUCGCCAUGGAGGACGCCGCGAACGCCACCCAGACUACCUCCACCACCUCGUCGGUGGCCGCCGUAGCCGCGGCGGCCCAGCACCAGCAGCUCCAGCGCCAGCUCUUUCUCAUGCAGCAGGCUCAGGCUCAGGCGCAGGCCCAGCCCCACCCGCAGGCGCAGCAGCUGUCGCAGCAGGCCAUGUCCCGCUUCCCGUCCAACAUCGACGCCCACCUCCGCCCCCUCGGACCGCACCGCUUCCAGCAGCCGGCGCCGUCGCAGCUCCAAACCCCACCCCAGCCGCACUCGCAGGGGCAGCCGCACCCCCAGCCGUCCCCGCAGCAAGCGGCGCAGGCUAGGGUCCGGAGCCCCGAGGUGGAGAUGGCGCUUCAGGACGCCAUGCGGGUCUGCAACCCGGACAUCAAGACGCCUUUCCAUUCUCUCGAGGACGCUGUUAGCAGGUUAUUGCCUUACCAUGUUGUUGCUGACUACGAGGCUGAAGAAGAUGACAGGAUCCUUGACAGCGACGCAACUGGCCAGAUUCCCUCUCGUCUUCAGCAAUGGGAUCAUAACAUUCUGGUAAAAAUUGCUGAGUUCACAACAACUUUUGAGAAGCAAGUGUUGGCAUACAACAUAAUGACCAAGAAAAGGGCCAUUGGUGAGUUUCGAUCGGAGGAGCGACUCAUGCUAGAGCAAGCUUUGUUACAGGAGGAGAAGCAGGCUUCGAUGGAACUAAGAGCAGAGAUAGAAUCUAGGGAGAAAGCAGGCCGCGAGGCUGCUGAAGCUAAGAUGCGUAUGGCCAUGGCUGAGCAUGCUCGAGUGGAAGCUCAAGCACACCCUGAGGUGAUUGGUCAUGGCCCUUUGAGGGCCAAUGCUGCUGCUUCCCAAGGCGAUGAUGGUCCUAGUCAUGACAUGGCACAACAACAGGUUGAAGAUGGAUGGGAAAACACUCAAAGGGAUGAUGAUGAUCCAUCUGAGGAUUUCCUCAAUGAUGAGAAUGAGCCAGAGAAUGGAAACUCUGAUAUGCAAGAGGAGUGGCGGCGAUCGGGGGAAUUUGAUCUAAACUCUAGGUAAGACUGCGGCGUCGAUGGUGGCAAUCUGAUCUGAACUCUAGGCAAGACAGGUGCACUCGACUUGAGAAAAGUCUUGAGGAUGCAUCGGCUGGUGCCUGGUAACUUGUCUCUAGUUAUCUGAUUAUAUAUGUUUUGAAGAUAACUUGUCCUGUCAUUGUGGCUGUAAACACGCAAUUUAAAACUAGUAUUUCCUCCGACCCAAAAUGUAAGACGUUUUUUGAUACUAUCAGUGUCAAAAAAGUCUUACAUUUUGGGACGGAGGGAGUACUAUUUAGCUUUUUUUUUUGAGAAAACUAGUGCUCCCUCCGUAAACUAAUAUAAGAGCGCUACUCAUGUGUUCAAACAGUGUUUAGAAUGUUGAGUGGCCUCUGUAUGUUGUAAAGCUAACUUCUAAAUGGGCUUCCGCGCAAGAGAA